Molecule: messenger RNA, 1431 nt
Organism: Microdochium trichocladiopsis
Lineage: Eukaryota; Fungi; Ascomycota; Sordariomycetes; Xylariales; Microdochiaceae
Product: cytochrome P450
Exons: 6
Coding region: 1-1431 (476 amino acids)
Molecular function (GO): monooxygenase activity; heme binding; oxidoreductase activity, acting on paired donors, with incorporation or reduction of molecular oxygen
Source: RefSeq, a predicted model, not a curated record
AUGGACGCCAUCAAUGUCAAUGUGGCCGGCAUUGGUGCUGGGCUAUUUGCGGCUACCUAUACAGCAUACCACGUCUAUGUCGGCUUGACCGGCCCGCUGGCUAGUCUGCCGGGCCCAACAUGGAGCAAGUUCACCGGCUUGCCCGUCGUGUACCAUAUCCAUCGCGGCACAAGGAUGUACUUUUUGCACGACCUGCACAAGCGCUAUGGCCCAAUCGUGCGCGUCACACCAAACGAGGUCUCCAUCUCAGACCCCAAGGCUGCCAAAGAGAUUCACAAGUUCCGCAGCGAGUACCUCAAGACGCAAUUCUACGAGGACGCGUCGUUCGACGAGGCCCAGAACGUCUUCACGACCGCCGACCCAGUCUACCACGCCGAGUGGCGCAAGCUCUUCGCAAAGUCAGUCUCCCAGUCGAACCUGAUCACCUUCCAGCCCUUGAUCCAAAAGUACGUGGACAUCUUGAUUCGGCAGAGAGAGAGGGAGAGAAGGGAGCAGGGCUACGUCGAUCUUGUCAAGUGGUUCAAGAGCUUCACGUCUGAUGUGACGGGGGAGCUGAGUGUGGGCUCGUCCCUGGGGAUGCUGGAGACUGGCGAGGGCGACUGGUCCAAGACCAGACACCUGCCCUGCUUCCCCUUCUCCACGCUGCGCGGGGUGUCCACGCGCCUCAACUCGGUCGCGAAGGCGUACAUUGACGACUAUCGCGCACGGGUAGCCGCAGGCGGCGCGGGAUCGACCACCACCACGAUCCUGCUCGACAGGGCGCUGGAGACGCAGGCGCGCGAAAAGGGCAGCAUCUCGGAGCACGAGAUCCUGUCCAACGCCGUGAUCCUGAUGCUCGCGGGAACCGACACGACUGCCAAUACGCUGGCGUAUAUGCUGUGGCUGCUGUUCAAGUUUCCCGACAUCAAGGCUCAGCUGGACGAGGAGAUUGACGAGGCGAGGCUGCCUGGAAAGCCGGGCAUUGAAGACCUUGCGAAGCUGAAGUAUCUCGACUAUUUCAUGCUCGAGGUCAUGAGGUUGUAUGGCGCUGCGCCGGGGCCGCUGCAGCGAAAAGUGCCCAAAGGGGGCCGCGACAUAUGCGGCUACUUCGUCCCAGCAGGCAUGACUGUGUCACCCCUGGGCUUCAGCAUCUCACGCGACCCGGUCGUCUAUCCGGAACCGGACACGUUCAACCCGGACCGGUGGGCGGACGCCACAACGGCCAUGAAGGAGGCCGACUUCAGCUUCGGCGGGGGCACGAGGAUCUGUCUGGGCAUGCACAUUGCCAACCUCGAGAUGAAGAUGGUCGUGGUGGCGUUCCUGCGUUCGUCGCUGAGCGAUGCGCAGCUCGCGUAUGGCAUCAAUGGCGCCAGUGACAACUGGCCUACGGAGAAUUUCCCUGGUGGUCGCGUCGCAUUCUUACUCUCACACAACAAUCUCAUGUGGUGUUGA